Pieris macdunnoughi is the source of this 456-nucleotide messenger RNA. The record is from the annotation of a GenBank genome assembly. NCBI's taxonomy places the organism in Eukaryota, Metazoa, Arthropoda, Insecta, Lepidoptera, Pieridae.
AUGAAGAUCACGGAGUCGGUGGCUAAUGGAGAUGAGGUGGAUGUGAUAAGGAGCUGCUUCUCAAUACCCGCGAACAACAUGUCUGGCGGCUCCCACGUCUCAAGAGGGACAUUUGGAGACUCGGAGAUGUCUGGAAGCAGUGCCCCGCCUCUUCCCAGUCCGGCGUCUGCAAGUGCCGCCCUGGUGUCUCCAGAGACCCUCAGCAGACAUAGCAGUCCACCACCUAUACCAGCUCAUCCUUCAUGCCAGCCAGCACCGUCGUGUUCUUCUCAUCAUGUUCAUAUAGAAUCGCCUUUAAGGUUGCCAAGUCCACCAUCUCUCGGUACUUCACUAUCGCUGCAGCCAGUGUUGUAUGGGCAAUCAGAUGGCGGGUCACCGCGACCGCCGCUGCCACCCGCCCGGCGACCCUCUCGCCCCGCUAACGCUAUACCUAGUAUGCAUAUAAUUAGCGCGUAA